CCGAACAUUGCAGUCCAUUGCUGGUAUCAAGAAUAUGAAAAGCUUGAAGAAGCUGGAAAUUGAAUUAAACGGAUUGCGUUCUAACCCAACAAUUUUCGAAGAAAAAUGCAACAAAUUUCCCGAACUGAAAGAAACACAUGCAUUUACGUCUGGGUUGAUAGCGACUAUGAUGAAUGUUAUCAAUCAUUUAAAUCCGAAAAUGCCAGCAAUUGUGGUGAAUGAAGUGGACCACGAAACUGUGCUUACGGCUUCGAAAGAUAUGGUUAUGGUACAAGCCAAAAAGGUAUGCGAUAAGAUAACUGACGAAUGCGUUAUCUUAGAUAGCUCUGGUUCGUUUUGCCAAAUCAUAUGUCCUGAUUGUGACUCGGCCACAAAAAUAUCAUCAUCCACCAACAAACGUACAGGAAAAAUCAGUUUUUCUGUUCAUAAUUUCUCACGGCACUACGAAACGCACACGGAACAAACCGCAAAGCAGGACAAAUCCGCUAGCCAAAUUGAUCUUGGUGAAUCUUCGAAGAAUUCACGAAUCCAAAUUCUUGAAAGAGACCUAGAGAAUCUUCGAGUUGACAAUGGUGAACACUUGACCACCAUUCAAUCGAAAGAUAAAUUGAUAACCGAACUCAACGGAAAAAUUUUCAAUUUAAUGGAACAAUUGAAGGAAUUUGCAAUCGAUGGUGAAAAUACAAAAAAUUGUAAGGUUUUGAUUGUUUCUUCGUGUUUCUUUGUCUUAUCGAAACUCUUUUACAGCACAAAUCGAAACGCUUAAAAGAGAUCUCAAGAAUAUUCGAAAUGACAACGAUAAACAUUUGAAAACGAUUCAAUCGAAAGAAGAGGAGAUUUCUGCUUUGUUGAACGAGCAAACGAGAUUGUAUGUUGAGCUAGACGAUUUACGCAGAAAAAUCAAGUCACAGAACAACAGAUUGGCUAAUGAACUCGAACUCACGAAAGCUCGCACUCAUGAAUCGCUGUUUGAAAUAAAUCUGUGCUGCUUUGAGAAAGUUACCGAACCAAGCCUCAAGUUCGGAACAAACAAUGUGACAUUCACAGAUUGCACCAAUCGACCUGUCAAACUUCAUUUCAAUCGAAUUUAUCAUGGAUCAUCAUCCGAUGAGAAAUUUGCGGAUAUCAAGAAAUUGCUGGAUAUUUUUCUUGAUGGCGGAACGUGCUGCGUUUUUAAUCAUGGUUUAACAAGAAGUGGCAAAACUUGCACGAUGUUUGGAUUUAAUGAUGCCAUGGGACUACUUGGCCGAUCGGGGGAAUACCUUCUACGAUCAACUGGUAUGAAUGUCUCGGCAUUCGAGUUUGGAAAGCAGUCGUUUGAUUUGAUCGACGAGA
This is a messenger RNA of Sitodiplosis mosellana (orange wheat blossom midge), 1335 nucleotides long. RefSeq lists its product as uncharacterized. NCBI's taxonomy places the organism in Eukaryota, Metazoa, Arthropoda, Insecta, Diptera, Cecidomyiidae. The transcript is spliced from 4 exons. The record is from RefSeq and is a predicted model, not a curated record. Bases 35 to 766 code for a protein of 243 amino acids.